AUGGCCGACGAGAGUCACACCAUCCUGCUUGUGCAGUACAACGUGCAGCUUGGCUCGCGUUGCUACCACGACUUUGAGGGCCGCUCGCUCGCUCUCGACUAUCUCCUGGGCAUCUACGAAAAGGAGCUCAAGCGGCUAAAUCCAGGAUCUAAGAGCAUCACCUACGACAUAGCCGACGUUCAUGGCUAUCUCGAUCAGCUGAGCGAUGUCGCGUGCCUCGAGUUUGACUCCUCGCUCGGCGCCUACGUUCCGCGCCGCAAGCCGUGGCUGAAGGACCAGUUGAUAAAACACUUGCAGCAGCAGGCGGAGGAGGAUGGCGAGUGAUGCCCAGGGGAUAGCGUUUAGACGAGAGAAAGAGACAGAGAGAGGAGAGAAGUACGUGUGACCGACGGUGAGUCUCAGUGAUAUCGGCUCUGAUGUCGCUCAGUCCUCGGCGUGAGUAGCGAGAGCCGAGAGAGUACAGAGGGGAGAUACGCAGAUACCGCGUCGUCCGUUCGAACUUCGAUUGGAAUUUGGAUACCGCUUUCU
Emiliania huxleyi CCMP1516 is the source of this 528-nucleotide messenger RNA. RefSeq lists its product as hypothetical. The coding region runs from base 1 to 324 and encodes 107 amino acids. NCBI's taxonomy places the organism in Eukaryota, Haptophyta, Isochrysidales, Noelaerhabdaceae. The transcript has 4 exons. The record is from RefSeq and is a predicted model, not a curated record.